Macadamia integrifolia is the source of this 2041-nucleotide messenger RNA. RefSeq names its product primary amine oxidase-like. The record is from RefSeq and is a predicted model, not a curated record. Gene Ontology annotation, biological process: amine metabolic process. Gene Ontology annotation, molecular function: quinone binding; primary methylamine oxidase activity; copper ion binding. NCBI's taxonomy places the organism in Eukaryota, Viridiplantae, Streptophyta, Magnoliopsida, Proteales, Proteaceae. The transcript is spliced from 6 exons. Bases 1 to 1851 code for a protein of 616 amino acids.
AUGGGUGGAGAUAACAGUAGUGGAAGAACAGCUAAACUGAACCAUAGUAGUACUAGAUUUAACCCACCACCUCGCCGGGCCUUCGUCAUCACCCGGAGCAACAAACAGACCCACGAAAUCACCGUCGACUUAUCGACCCGCUCCAUUAUCUCCGACCAUGUUUACAAAGGCUAUGGAUACCCUUUAAUGACCAACGAAGAACAGCUAGCUGCGAGUCAAUUACCACUAACGUACGCACCAUUUAAGGCGUCGGUUAGCAAGAGGGGGCUUAACUUAUCGGAAGUGGUUUGUGGGACUUACUCGAUUGGGUGGUUCGGAGAGACGAACAAGAAGAAGCAACGGAGGUUGUUGAAGAUUCUCUGCAAUUACUUGAACGGAACGGUGAAUCCCUACGCUAGACCGUUGGAGGGUAUAACAGCGGUGGUUGACCUUGACAUCAUGAAGAUAACGGAAUAUGAUGAUAGGUUAACAGUUCCGGUACCUAAAGCUGACGGGACUGACUAUCGAUCAUCAAAGCAGAAGCCGCCGUUUGGUCCAAAUGCUGGGCGGACCACGAUUGUGCAACCGGAUGGACCGGGGUUUAACAUCACCGGCCACACUGUCAGGUGGGCUGAUUGGAAACUUCACCUGAGCUUCGACAUCCGGGCAGGUCCUAUCAUAUCGGCAGCAUCGAUUUAUGACCUCAAGAAGCAAGAAUUCCGGCAAGUACUAUACAGAGGAUACGUAUCGGAGCUGUUUGUUCCAUACAUGGAUCCAACUCAAGAGUGGUACUACAAGACCUUUUUUGAUGCAGGUGAAUUCGGUUUGGGCCUAUGUGCAGUAUCACUUGAGCCCAAAACUGACUGCCCGGCUAAUGCAGUAUUCAUGGAUGGGUACUAUGCUGGGCAGCAUGGAAAGCCCAUUAAGGUUACAAAUGCUCUCUGUGUGUUUGAACGUUACGCCGGAGAUAUCAUGUGGAGGCAUACGGAAAGCGGCAUUCCGGGAGAAGUUAUAAGGGAGGUUCGACCGGAGAUAAACCUAGUAGUGAGGAUGGUUUCAACCGUGGGCAACUAUGACUACAUUAUUGAUUGGGAGUUCAAGCAAACUGGCACCAUAAAAGUUGGGGUUGGGCUUACAGGUAUAUUGGAAGUGAAGGGUGUAACAUAUACUCACACGGACCAAAUAAAGGAGGAUGCCUAUGGAACACUCUUAGCAGAAAACACCAUUGGCGUAUACCAUGAUCACUUCCUCAACUUCCACCUUGACCUCGAUGUUGAUGACAAAGACAAUUCAUUCGUCAAGUCCAAAUUACAGACAACCAGAGUGAUGGACAAUAUCUCAGCAAGGAAAAGUUAUUGGUCACUUGUUAAAGAAGUGGCUAAACAUGAAUCUGAUGCGAGGAUUAAGCUUGGCUUGGAACCAGCUGAGCUUUUGGUGGUGAAUCCUAAUAAGAGGACUAAGAUGGGGAACCACAUUGGCUACCGUCUCGUUCCAGGUUUUCCAGUGGCCUCCCUUCUCUCCGAUGAUGACUAUCCACAGAUCAGAGGUGCUUUCACCAAUUACCAAGUGUGGGUCACUCCCUAUAACAAAUCUGAGAAGUGGGCAGGUGGUUUAUAUGCUGAUCAGAGCCAUGGGGAUGAUACUUUAUCCAUUUGGAGUCUCAGGAACAGAGAAAUUGAGAACAAGGACAUUGUCUUGUGGUACACUUUAGGCUUUCAUCAUGUCCCUUAUCAAGAAGAUUUUCCGGUGAUGCCGACACUAAGUGGGGGAUUUGAACUCCGGCCCUCAAAUUUCUUUGAGAACAACCCAGUUCUGAAAACAAAAAAGCCUAAGAAUGUGGAAUGGCCUAAGUGCACCAACAAGACUAGUUAAAUUUCUUCUUCAAUUUUUGUUAUAUAAGAUUAGAUCAAGAACAUAGUCUCAGGAAUUACGGAAUAAAAUUUUCAAGUUGCUCCUUCCUCUCAAAAUUUUGUCCUCAGUUAUAGUAUUCGGUUGGCCUUGGUUGGUCAGUGUUUAAGCUCAACACAUUUAAUAAUCAAUGUAGCUGGUUUUGAGCUUCAAA